GAUGCUUUGCAUGUGGAAUGGAAAAUGGAUUCAGAGUUUAUAAUGCAGACCCACUCAAAGAAAAAGAGAAACAAGAAUUUCUAGAAGGUGGUGUUGGCCAUGUCGAAAUGUUGUUUCGUUGCAACUAUUUAGCACUAGUAGGUGGAGGAAAAAAGCCGAAGUACCCACCUAACAAAGUAAUGAUCUGGGAUGACCUGAAGAAGAAGACCGUCAUUGAAAUAGAGUUUUCUACAGAAGUCAAAGCAGUGAAGCUGCGAAGAGAUAGAAUUGUGGUAGUCUUGGACUCGAUGAUUAAAGUUUUCACAUUCACACAUAAUCCCCACCAGUUGCACGUCUUUGAAACCUGCUACAACCCUAAAGGUCUCUGUGUCCUUUGUCCAAAUAGUAAUAAUUCUCUUCUUGCAUUUCCUGGAACACAUACCGGGCAUGUGCAGAUAGUGGAUCUCGCUAAUACAGAAAAGCCUCCUGUUGACAUACCGGCUCAUGAAGGAGUCUUGAGCUGUAUAGCUUUAAACCUGCAGGGAACAAGAAUUGCAACUGCAUCAGAAAAAGGGACCCUUAUAAGAAUAUUUGAUACUUCAUCAGGGCAUUUAAUCCAGGAGCUCCGAAGAGGAUCACAGGCAGCCAAUAUAUACUGUAUCAACUUCAAUCAGGAUGCUUCCCUUAUCUGCGUAUCCAGCGACCACGGCACAGUACAUAUUUUUGCUGCCGAAGACCCCAAAAGAAAUAAGCAGUCAAGUUUGGCUUCUGCCACCUUUCUCCCCAAAUACUUCAGUUCCAAAUGGAGUUUUUCCAAAUUUCAGGUUCCCUCAGGCUCUCCGUGCAUUUGUGCCUUUGGAACGGAGCCAAACGCUGUCAUAGUUUCUAGAAAUGACGGAUGA
This is a messenger RNA of Pterocles gutturalis (yellow-throated sandgrouse), 881 nucleotides long. RefSeq names its product WD repeat domain 45B (gene WDR45B). The transcript is spliced from 9 exons. The coding region runs from base 18 to 881 and encodes 287 amino acids. Gene Ontology annotation, molecular function: phosphatidylinositol-3,5-bisphosphate binding; protein binding; phosphatidylinositol-3-phosphate binding. NCBI's taxonomy places the organism in Eukaryota, Metazoa, Chordata, Aves, Pterocliformes, Pteroclidae. The record is from RefSeq and is a predicted model, not a curated record. Gene Ontology annotation, biological process: protein localization to phagophore assembly site; protein lipidation; autophagy of mitochondrion. Gene Ontology annotation, cellular component: phagophore assembly site membrane; extrinsic component of membrane; cytosol.